UCCCUGGUUACAGAAGCAAGCUCACUGUGGCGGCUGUUGAAGUGCAGGGCCGCGGUCGACAUGUUCCAGGGCAUGGACGGCCAAGUUGGCAGGUUGGGCUCCAGAUCCAUGAAGCCCCCUGGAGGAGAAUCGAGUGAUCUUUUUGGAAGUCUAGAAGAACGGAUUCCUUCAACACGCAAACCUAACAGAAUGGCAUCUAAUAUUUUUGGACCACCUGAAGAGCCUAAACAUAUACCCAAGAGGACAAAUCCUCCAGGGGGCAAAGGGAGUGGGAUUUUUGAUGAAUCAACUCCUGUAAAAACUCGCCAACGCCUGAAUCCACCCGGUGGGAAGACCAAUGACAUAUUUGGGUCCCCAAUCACUGCCACUGCGCCUCUGGCACACCCAAACAAGCCCAAGGAUCAUGUUUUGCUGUGUGAAGACUCUAAAUCUGACCGGAACACUGCAACAAAUGCUAUACCCAGAGGAGAGCAUGCAAAGAAACCAGACCCAACACCUACAGUUGACAGUCAUGAGCCCAGACUGGGACCAAGACCUCGCUCCCACAACAAAGUCCUGAACCCACCAGGAGGCAAAUCCAGCAUCUCCUUCUAUUGAGAGGUUCCUGCUCUGCCUGUAACUAGAUCCGAAUAGGGUAUUGAAUGUUAGUGUUUCCUUUAACCCGAAUGAGUUGGGGGUGGGAGAGGGUUUGUCAUGAAUGUGGGGUUGGCUGCUUGUAGGACUUGUUGUCAUUGGAAGAGCUUCCCAGAGGACUGUGCCUUCUAGAAUGCCAAGAUAUAAAUCUUCGGUGA
Messenger RNA from Arvicanthis niloticus (Nile rat), 791 nucleotides. The record is from RefSeq and is a predicted model, not a curated record. Lineage: Eukaryota; Metazoa; Chordata; Mammalia; Rodentia; Muridae.